AUGUCCAAAGAUCCAAAGGGAUAUUAUAAAGUGCUUGAGCUGAGUCCUGGGGCGUCUGUAGCGGAGGUAAGAAAAGCCUAUGCGAAGCAGCAGGCGAAGUAUCACCUGGACUCGCCGUACAUGAAGAACAAGCUGAAGAAUGCAGCCAGUGACGAGGAGAGGGAGAAGAUAAAGAAGGAGUGUGGAGAGAUGUCUGCAAGGCUGAACUCUGCCAAGAGUGUGCUGUUUGAUGAGAAGAAGAAGAAGGAGUAUGACAGCGGGAUGGGGGAGUUUGGAGCACACUUCUCUGGAGGAGGGUACUCUGACAUAUUUGACAUAUUCAGCCAGUUUACUGGUGGCAGGGGGCACCAGAGAACAAACAAGGUCAGCUCGACGAAGUAUGUCAUCACAGUGUCUCUCAGAGAGUCGUUUGUUGGGAAGGUAUCGAAGUUUAAUGUCAGGACCGAGAAGGUAUGUACGACCUGUGAUGGAAAGGGAGGCAAGGAUGUGGAGACAUGCAAGAAGUGCAACGGAAAUGGGGUGUAUACCAGUCGCAGGAGCCUUGGAGGCUUUGUGACGCUCGCAGAAACACGAUGUGACGGGUGUGACGGCUCUGGGCACAAGAUCAAGGGCAAGCCCUGCAGUACGUGUAAUGGCGCUGAGUACAUUCAGGACAAGACGAUGUUUGAGGUGAAUAUAAAGCCGGGUGUCAGGAAGGGAGAGAAGAUUGUGUUUGAGGGCAUGGGAGACCAGAGAAGAGGCCAUGUUCCUGGCGACGUGAUCUUUAUAAUUGAUGUGCAGGAAGACAGCAGAUUUGAGAGAUGUGGAAACGACCUUGUAGGAAAUAUAGACAUUCCUCUGUACACCGCGAUUGGGGGAGGGGUGGUUUACUUCACCCACAUUGAUGGAAGGCAGCUUGAGAUAAAUGUGAGUCCGUUCAGGACGUUCGACACUGCGCUCAAGAUUCGAAACGAGGGAUUCAAGGGGAGCAGGACUGGAAAUCUAAUUCUCAAGCCGAACAUCAUAAUUGGAAGCGAGUCUGACAGGGCAAAGAUUAUGCAGGUGCUGAGUGCGCCUUCCAAGAAGCCCUACGGGACAUUUACAAAGGUGAACAGCGAGUUUGGAAGCAUGCCUGAGCCUGAGAGGGAUCAUGAGGAUGCCUCUGAGGAGGGAGCACAGAGUGCCAGGAGCUUCUUCAACAACUUCAGCUUCUUCUGA
Messenger RNA from Encephalitozoon cuniculi GB-M1, 1197 nucleotides. RefSeq lists its product as uncharacterized. The transcript has a single exon. Lineage: Eukaryota; Fungi; Microsporidia; Unikaryonidae. Gene Ontology annotation, biological process: protein refolding. Gene Ontology annotation, cellular component: cytoplasm. Gene Ontology annotation, molecular function: Hsp70 protein binding. The record is from RefSeq and is marked provisional. The coding region runs from base 1 to 1197 and encodes 398 amino acids.